UUGACCUAGCGGGUCCGUCUUCAUCCGCCUCAAGCGCUAGCAGUUCUGGACGACAAGGGAUGAAACGUAUGCGUCCUAAGGUCACACUUCACGAUUUUUUCAAAAGAUCUAAGACUGAGAAUAUCGAAAAGGACACUGAUGAUGUCGAAGAUGCAUCGGCGGUCGACACAAGCGUCCCGCCUACUGAUGUCACAGAAGCCGUUGACGAGAGACCGCCACGUGAAAUCAUUCUGUCCGUCGAGCCAUUCCACCCGAAACAAAUAAAACGUUCAGAAACGGACAAGGAAGGAAAAGCGAAAAAGAGAAAUUGUCAACUCCAGUAUUUUCACGACUUUCCGUGGCUACAUUACAUACCAGACAAGGACGUCGUCGUAUGCCAUGUGUGCACUAAAGCAGUAAAACUGAACUUAUUGGACGGUGUGAGACAGGAACCUGCCUUCACGACGAAAGGUUUCAAUACAUGGCGGAACGCCACCAAAAUGUUUCGCCUUCAUCAGAACUCGAAAUGUCACAAACAAGCCGUCGAGUGUGUGCGAGAGAUCCCGGCAAAGUGUCGCGACGUAAGCGAGCUGUUAGUUGAACAGACUGUGAAAGAGCGGGAAAACAACCGGCGAUAUCUGAGCAAGAUUAUCCAGAAUCUGCAGUUUUUAGCUCGUCAGGGGAUCGCAAUCCAAGGAGCGAAAGAGACGGAUUCGAAUUUCCAUCAAUGUUUGUUGCUCAGAGCGAAGGAUGAUCCUUCAAUCCUACAAUGGAUGAGUAAGAAAACCGACAAGUACACGUCACAUGACGUGCAAAAUGAAUUGCUGGAUAUCAUGUCACAACAAGUAAUAAGGGAUGUCGCUAAUCGCAUCAAAACGGAAUGCUAUUCUUUACUAGCCGACGAAUGCACGGACGUAGCGAAUAAGGAACAGCUGACGGUGUGCCUGCGUUGGAUCGACGAGAAUUUGAAUCCGAAUGAGGAUUUUAUCGGCUUCUAUCAUAUCCCAGACAUUUCGUCGGAUACGAUCGUUUCGGCUCUCAAAGACGCCCUCACCCGAUCGGAUAUACCAUUGAAAUCAUGUCGCGGGCAAUGUUACGACGGAGCGGGUAAUAUGUCCGGUGUGAAGAACGGCGCAGCGACGAAAAUCCAAGCUGAGGUCCCGCAGGCGCAUCUAACGCACUGCCACGGACACGCCCUCUCUCUCGCUGUACAUGACAUGUGUAAGCGGUCAGCUUCGAAAUUGCUGAGCGAGACGUUGGACACGACACGUGAGAUAUGCAAGCUGAUAAAAUUCUCACCGAAGCGACAAGGAGCACUUGAAAAGAUCAAGGGAGAAUUGGACUUGGAUGCCCCGGGAAUCAAGGUCUUAUGCCCGACCAGAUGGACGGUCCGCGGGGACAGUUUUCUGCGAAUCAUACAAAACUAUGUUGCGCUCGCAAACCUUUGGACUGAUUGCCUUUCUGCGAGGCUUGACAGCGAAACGAGGGCGAGAAUCAUAGGUGUCCAAUGUCAGAUGAAGGAGUUCGAUUAUUUUUUCGGACUCAAUUUGGGGAAUAUGCUCUUCUCCAUUACCGACAACCUGUCAAAAACGCUCCAGAAGACGAAGAUGUCCGCCGUUCAAGGCCAGCGGUUGGCAGAAUUGACCAUCACUACGCUGUCAAACAUGCGAUCCGAGCAAAACUUCAGUGACUUCUACGCUCUGGUGCUACAACGACGAAAUUCACUGGAAUGCGAAAUCUCCUAACCGAAAUUGCCUCGUAAAAGAGCGCCACCGAAGAAAUUAGAUGACGGAAGUGAGCCGUACCAUCCACCCGCCGCUGAGGACCGAUAUCGUACCAUGUACUUCAGCGCUUUGGACGACAUCGUGAUGGCCAUAACCGAACGAUUCGACCAAAAAGGAUUCAAGGUUUACCGGAUCGUGGAGGAAUUUCUUCUGAAAGCUGUUCGCGGAGUUGACUUCACAUCCGAAAUGGCCACCAUAGAAAGCGAGUACGGUACCACAGACGUAAAUGUUCGAAACCUCACUUCCCAAAUACCGAUCUUCCGACAACUUAUGC
This is a messenger RNA of Nematostella vectensis (starlet sea anemone), 2037 nucleotides long. RefSeq names its product zinc finger MYM-type protein 1-like. The transcript is spliced from 2 exons. The coding region runs from base 60 to 1724 and encodes 554 amino acids. Lineage: Eukaryota; Metazoa; Cnidaria; Anthozoa; Actiniaria; Edwardsiidae. The record is from RefSeq and is a predicted model, not a curated record.